CCAGAGUCAUAAUUCUCUUCAUGAAGCUCGUCGGUUAAGGGUUCUCUUGACCUGACCUUUCGCCAGGAUGUUCCCGAUUUGUUCAAGAAACCCACAGACUUCAAAAUGACCUCAACGAGUAGAAAGAUGUGGCUGAGCUGCCUUGUAGCCUCGACCCUCUUUGCCCUGGCGACAGCAGCUGGAAACGAAUACCUACCUCCCAGCAAAGGGUACAAUUAUGACAAACCAAACGUUCCUUUCCCGACAAACAAUAAUGGAAACCAGCAACCGACGCCGCCGCCCUACAGGCCUACCCCGCCACCUUACAGGCCGCCCACCCCGCCGAGGCCUACAUACGUCCCACCAGGCCCUCCUUCCCAGGAGCACGACCACCACCACGACGAGCAUCAUCACCACGAACCUGGCAUGCCCUUCGACUUCUCGUACGCCGUGAAUGAGGACGGCAACGAUUACAGUCACAACGCCAUCUCUGACGGUGACGUCACCAGGGGAGAGUAUAGAGUGGCGUUACCUGAUGGUAGGACCCAGAUUGUUAAGUAUACCGCUGAUUGGAAGAACGGAUUCAAUGCUGAGGUGAGCUACGAAGGUGAGGCUAGAUACCCCGACCAGCAGCCCGGAUAUCCCUCAGGGGGUCCUGGAGCCCAAAGCGGGCCUGGUCAACAAUAUGUACCACCAAGCCAAGGAGGCGGUUACCAGUAUUAGAAGAGUGGCGCCCAACGUGUAACGCGAAAUGUGAUCUUAUAACUGUACGAUGUUUUAACGUUUCUAUGGGAAUAACUGACAAGACUUGAAUAGCUCUAUAACUCUUUAUCUUUAGGUGGGUCAGCAGUAUAUUUGAAUUUAUUUUUGGCCAGUAUAUAAUUGUGAGAAUUUUUUUUAUUGCUCUUUAGCUUUCCGCGGCAUAUAAAAGGACAUUUCACAAACCACAGAACUGUGUAAAUUCUGAAAAAAUUUGAGAUUCUAAUUGGCAUCUGGCUACUGUGUGGUAAUUAUUACAAUGGGCCAUUGUCUAAUGCAAUAUAAUAGUUGUGAAAUAGGUCCAAAUGAAAGACAACAUGUGGUGACUAUUAUAUGCUUAUAAUAAAUUUUCACGAGACGUCAAUAACCCGUAGAAAAGUUAAGACAAAAAUUUUACGAAUUGUAGUUACCGAAUAUAGUUACCAUUUAGUUAUAAUGUUUAUUUUAAUGGCAAUAUGGAGGUGCUUCAUUUUUUCUAGCUCAUAGUGAGCUGCUGAUUGACUUAUUUAGUUAACUGUCUGUAGAUAAAAGUUGAACAAUAAUUUUAUACAUCUACCUAAAUGUUGUUAUCACAAUGAAAAAACUUUAGGUAUUCAUUAACCCAUUUUAAUUGCUAGAAAAUGCUUUUUGUUCUUUCGUAUAAUUCAUACAGAAGAAUUAGACACUUUCUGGAUGGGUAUGGGCAAUUUUUCAUAUAAAAAUCUUCAACGCAACUCCCACAGAGUUGAGUUUAGACUUACGUGCAGGGCACAAUACCAACUGACAUAAGGUAUAUAUUUUUCACAAUUACUUUAUUAAUUUUGUACAACAGUCUCUAUUUUCUUUAUAAGAAAGGACAUAAUGUUACAUUAUAUAAUUUUUUUAUGUUUUUGUAAAAAUACAAAUAACAGUAUCUAUUUUCUAAGGCUGUCGCACCAAUAUUUGAAUCUUGUACCUUGAAGUGAUCUAAAUAAGUGUUUAAGACUUAUUAUUUAAGAUUAAAAAAAAACCUUGAAAAAUACUCAUGAUA
Amyelois transitella is the source of this 1747-nucleotide messenger RNA. RefSeq names its product pro-resilin-like (gene Cpr50Cb). The coding region runs from base 106 to 702 and encodes 198 amino acids. The transcript is spliced from 6 exons. NCBI's taxonomy places the organism in Eukaryota, Metazoa, Arthropoda, Insecta, Lepidoptera, Pyralidae. The record is from RefSeq and is a predicted model, not a curated record. Gene Ontology annotation, cellular component: extracellular matrix.